AAGGUGGUUGCUACGGAGUUUGUUCUGUGGUAGUGAUUACUGUCGUAGGUACGGACGCGGUGCAACGAAUCACUCCGGCACUUGUUGCGUUAGUCGUCAAGUACCAAUUUGACCAUCUUAUUCAGAUUGUACCGAAUAUUGCACAGACAGCGUCCGAAAAUGGCGAAAAAUAAAAAAAAAAUUGAAUACGAACGACGCCUAAAGGAAUUGAAAAAAAAGUUGAAACCGUACCGCAACAGCCGUACUGUACACCUACUCCGGGUGAUCACAGGAUCAUCCAGUCUACGUUUGGAUAAGUACUGGGAAAGCCUAGAAAGUGUGUUGACUGGGCAAUACAGUCCUCUUGCUGUCCAAGAGAGAAUUCAGAGUGUAGUCAACAUGAUUACUGAGAAUGGAGAGUACAAUAACACCAUAACAUCCCACUCCAACUCGAUAGGACACUAUAUGAUGAAAGAAUUUGAUCACCUUAAUUUCGACUCCAGAGUAAACGUGUCUGACAAUGUGACACAUGUUGAAAUUGACUCAAAAGCCAAUGUGCUUGGCAGUGUGACACAUGUUAACAUCAACUCAAAAGCAAACGCGUUUGACAAUGUGACACAUGUUGAAAUUGACUCAAAAGCCAAUGUGCUUGGCGAUGUGAGACAUGUGAACAUUGAUUCAAAAGCCAGCGUGUUUGACAAUGUCAGACACUGUGACAUUGACUCAAAAGCCAAUGUGCUUGGCAGUGUGACACAUGGUAAUAUCAACUCAAAUUCAAAUGUGGUCGACAAUGUGAGGCGUGGUACCAUUGACUUGAAUGCAAACAUGACCAACAGAUUAAAACACUUACACAUUGGCAGUUGUAAUCCAGCAUGUUAUAAAAGGUUAUAGAAGAAUGUAUUUAGUAUAAUAGUUAUAUUUAUGUAAAUAUUUAUAUUAUCUUAGUAAUGAGAUAUUACUUAUUGUUCACAUAAUUAACUGUAGCAUAAUAAAUGGUAAUGUACCUGAUGAACAUAAAGUAGCUAGAAUCGUACCGAUUCAUAAAAAAGGAUAUAAAACUGAUUUCACUAAUUAUAGACCAAUCUCUAUUGUAGGAAUUUUAGCUAAAGUCCUUGAAAAAAUAAUUAAAAAUCAACUAUUAGAAUACUUGGAGAGAAAUUAAAUAAUAUUUACUGGACAAUACGGGUUUAGAAAAAAUUUAGGAACAGAAGAUAUAAUUAAUAUAAUGAAUAGAAAUCAAAUAAAAAAGGCAAUAAAUAAAAUAGUUAUUGAUCUUGAUGAUAAUGUGUGUAUCAAUAAAAUCAUAAAAAGUCAAUAUGUCUAAACAUAAUAUCUAUAAUAUUUUAAUAUGUAUGCUGAUGUACAUUUUUGUUUCUAAAGUUUUUUUUUUUUUAUCAUGUUAUUUUUAUUUGCAUAAGUAUUUUACUUUAAACGAAUUGUAAUAUCGUUGAACUCCGUAUACCAGAUGCUUAGAUAUUUAUUUUAUUGUAAUUGUUUUGGCUGAAUAAAUAAAUUAAUGUAUGUAACAGAUUACUAUGUAGUAAUUAUAUUUCACGUGGAUUAUAUCACUAGAAUAAACAACUAUUUAAUUUUACUAUUCAAA
This is a messenger RNA of Metopolophium dirhodum (rose-grain aphid), 1582 nucleotides long. RefSeq lists its product as uncharacterized. Lineage: Eukaryota; Metazoa; Arthropoda; Insecta; Hemiptera; Aphididae. The record is from RefSeq and is a predicted model, not a curated record. The transcript is spliced from 2 exons. Bases 160 to 870 code for a protein of 236 amino acids.